Peronospora belbahrii is the source of this 1101-nucleotide messenger RNA. NCBI's taxonomy places the organism in Eukaryota, Oomycota, Peronosporomycetes, Peronosporales, Peronosporaceae. The record is from the annotation of a GenBank genome assembly.
AUGAUGCAGCAAUUACGUGAGACAGUACAUUGUCUUGAACUUCAACAUGAAGAAACUAGAAACCGACUCUAUUCCAAGGCGUUUGAAACUGUCACAAUGACAUGUAUCCAUCAUGAUGAGAAUGAUGAUCAUAUUGUUGUGAAUAAUAGUACGGAGAAGGAGGAGAGAUGCCAAUGGAAAAGAAGGUCAGGAGAACUGAUGUUAUCAUCAUCAUUUCAGUAUACAAAGUUAAUUGAAGAAGCAGUUCGAUUAAAAGAUGAAAAUUUCUACUUUCGGCAAGUUUUACAUGAGAAGAAUAAAUUUCAAGAAACAUUGGAGCGAUGGUAUGAUGAUGUUUACAAUGAUGACUCAUUGAUGACACAAGAAGAAAAGAUCAAGCGAAGAGGUGUAGAAGAUCGAGAAGGUAUGACGACGGAUUCGUGGAUACAAGUGACCUAUGACCAAGUACUGUUGUAUAUUCAAGACACACAUGAUCGAGUGACAAUUGCAAAGCAGACUAUAGCACAAGAAGCAGCAGUGAGGAAAUUGGACUCGACAAUUCGAUGUCUUCCACCGUUCUUGGGAUGGCAAGUACAAUACCAUCGAGAAAAUGAUGAAGUGUUGUUCUCGUUUGAAAAACCAUUCUACCAUGUGACGCCAUUGUCUGCCAUGUUGCACACGUGGGACAAUGAACUCAAGAUGCAGAGUUAUUCCAGACCUGUAGACGCAGCAAUGCAGUCGAUGACUCUAUUACAGGUCAUUAACGACGAUACUUAUGUGCUUCGGCGUCAACUGAAAUGUCGAGAUCAGGUUGCCACAAACCAUUAUCUUCGAUACCGUCAAAGGACAAGUGCCGGUUACGUGAUAGGAAGUUGCACAGUUAACCGCAAACCGUCGCAGGAUGUAAGACAGAUUUGGGCCGCAAAUUUAGCGAUGCUGACAGACUUUGACACUGCUUGGUCGGAGCUGAACCAGGAAUACUGUGUCGUGCGUAUAUCGGGCCGAAUGAGCGUUGAAGCCACCGAUGCUGCUGCACAUCAAGCCGCAGUCAACCUUAUCUUUGGAUUGCUUCGCUGGGAAAAUUUUAAUGUUGGACCGGUGUUCACAUUCACAUCGAAUUGA